CUGUGGAAAUCCAGUGCCUGGUUUUGGAAUGGCAGCAUGCCCAACCACACACACACACUCUCUCUCUCUCACACACACUCAGGCUGGUCAGUGAGGACAGAGCGCGGAACAAAAUGCUUUUUACUCAGCAACAAGCUCACUGAGGAUCCGACAGACCCUCCAGAGACUCUCCAGGCGGUCAGUCAGUGCACUCCUGCGGACCUGCAGAACCACAUGCCUGUCUGAGACUCUGCGGACUCUUGAGGACUCUGAGGACUUCUGUGUUUAAAGACAGAACAUAGAGUUUUCCUCUCUGCUGGUGCGCACCGGGCAUUUCUCACAGGCUCUGGGUUUUCUUGGUGAUGACCUCACUGCUGAUCCCUGGCCCUGCCCACGCUGCCAUGAAGGACCUCUCCUCCUCCUCUCCUCUCAGCUCCCUGCUCCACUACCCGUCCUCCAAAACUUCAGCCGUGCCGUUCUCCCCGUCCGCCGGCGCCGCCUCUUCACCCGGAUCGUCGCUGUCUUCCGCCAAACCUCAGCCCUUCUGCCUCCAGACGGGGCCUCAUCUCAUCGCAAGCAUGCAGCUGCAGAAGCUGAACUCGCACUACCAGAACCUCGCCGGUGCUUCAGCUGGACACCAAACACCCGGCGGGACUCAGAGGGGCUUCGGAGCUUCGCAGCUGGGCACGGGGAACCAGCUCCUCGGGCCGUCCGGGGCUCUCAGCGGAGGGGGUAUGGGUGUCGGUAUCAGCAUGGGGAACCAAAGCUCCGGUCAAGGUGCUAUCAUCGACUUUGACCCCGUGGACGAGGAGGUUCUCAUGUCGCUGGUGGUGGAGCUCGGGUUGGACCGAGCCAAUGAGCUGCCUGAGCUUUGGCUGGGACAAAAUGAGUUUGACUUCAUGUCGGACGUACCGGCUGGAUGCUGACCUCUGAGGAGAAGUAGAACUUUUUAGAUCUGGGGAAUCAGUUGAUAAAGAGAGACAUUUAUCUCCUUUGAUUUGCUUUUCUCUUUCCCCCUUUUCUCGGUAGAAGCAAAGAGAUAAGAGGGGCAUCCUGGUUUCUGUUUUCUUUCUUACUCUUUAAGGAAAGAUAGACGGAUAAAAGACAAAGAUGAGCUUUUAUUUGAGCUCUGAUUUGUUGUUUCUCUCAAACCACGAGCAGAGUAUGAACAGAAACAAGGAGUCAAACAAGGAGACUGCUCCUCUUGACAUCAAUCAGCCAUCGCUGGUUAAAUGAGAACAGGGGGAUCCACAGAGACAGGUAGCAGCCUCUUGGAAACAGGACCAUAAAGUUGACACCCAUUUUGGACCUCCUUUGAGCCGCUUCCUCUUGAUCUCACAUGAGGAAAAUGAUCAUUGGGGAACGAGACUUUUACGGGAUGUUCAUGAAGGAUGACAAACACUACGUUUCCUGUUUUCUCAAUGGACAAUAUUAGACUCUCGUCUCGUGGGAAAGAGACUCCUGAUCCGUCGCUUUCACAAAGACACUGCUUGUCUGAGAACUGGUUAUCUCAGUGUUCUUCUUUUCCGUUCUGUCUUUGUGUUUGAAUAAAAGUUCAACCAGUGGUUUUGGUAGAACAUGUUAUUUAAGACAGUGGCUGAUAUCCAUCAGGACUUCUGGACAAGGAGCGCUUCUAUCGUCCGUUCCACUUUUCUGAGCGUACUGAAUUAGAUCAAGAGAUGGGGGAUCUUUUGGAGAACGGGACCUGAAUGGAGUAAAAGUGUCUUUCUCUUUUCAUUCUAUGGAAAAACCUCGUUAAAACUGUCAAGGUCAUGUGAGUCACCGCGACAUGUACAUGUUCUCUGGCCAGCAGAGUAAGAAAACCCUGCACCAGAUGGUCAAUUCAAUCUGUUGUCAAUUAUCUGGGGAAGCACUUCCUCUUUCACUGAGGACACGAGGUCUGGUCGACUUCAGUGCACACAUCCUCAAUGGCAGGAACAGAUACAUUUAUGUAACCUCUGCUUUGGGUUUUGAAUAUUUUACCACUUUUUAUCAUCUCCCUUUAUUCCCCUGAUGAUGAAGCGUUGUAUUUGUCCCCAUUAGACCUGGAGGCUUUGUUUAGAUACCUAAAGGGGCGGCCUUGGACCUAAAUACACACUGUGGUUUGGUUUCACUAAUUCAAGAUGUAGGUGCACACCACUUCAGGCACUGGUACCAAAGUAAAUGAUCCAAACUACCUUGCUUGUGUUUGCCGCUAACAUCUCAGCAUCCAAAUCUGCCAGCUUGCGCUCCUCAUUUUUACUGCCGUACUCUCCAAGGAAGACGGUAAAUGUGAUGAGAACAACAUGGCGAGCAGCAGUGCACCUACUGGCAGCCAUAUUGGUAGCCGCCAUGCUCUUUGGCUCUAAUUACAGUUUUUGUUUUACUCCUCUUACUUAGAGUCAAAAAGAGAAGGUUUUUGUCUGGUUUCGCCAAUUCAAGAUGUAGGUGCACACCAGUUCAGGCACUGGUACCAAAGUAAAUCUCCAACUGGCUCCAGUUAAACAGUUCUUGUUUGACUCCUCUGACCUAGAAUCCAAAAGGGAGUGUUUUGGAUGGUUUCGCAUUGGUACCAAAAGUUAAUUAUCAAAACUACCUUGCUUGUGUUUGCAGCUAACAUGUCAGCAUCCAUAUCUGCUAGCUUGCGCUCCUCAUUUUUACUGCCGUACUCUCUGAGGAAGACUGUAAAUGUGGUGUGAACAACUUGGCGAGCAGCAGUGCACUUACUGGCAGCCAUAUUGGUAGCCGCCAUGCUCUUUGUCUCCAGUUAAAUAGUUUUUGUGGAGCAGAAUCAAAAAGGGGGUGUUAUGGUUUGCUUCGGCCACUUUCUUGCUAGCUAGCCAGCAUUUAAUAUCUCAAAUAAAAUUUGAUUCUGGCUGAAAAAACUCCUCAAAAUGAGUCUUAGCAUUACUUGAAACUAACAACACACCAUCUAAAAGUAACUUCACAACAGAGCAGCAACUCCUGCGGCCACUUUCAGCUUUUCCUGGACUUUCACGCCACUUCAUACGCUGACACAUCUCUCACUGUGUUGUUAAUGUUAAUUGCUAGCUAACAAGCUAGGUAGCAUCACUUUUAACUAACCUAUCUGCUGUAACUUGUGGAAACUUGUGCUCUUCAUGCUGUGCUGGUCAUUAAAUAUCACAUUAAUUUGAAUUUAGCACUUUGAAAUAGCCGUUUGGUUACUCAAGCGCCACUUUUAGCUUAAUCUGGAGCGUUUGGCGGUGUCAGAUACUUGAAAUUUUAUGCUAACUGAGCAGACUCCCAUUCCCUGCUGAUGGUUAUGUAACAUAAGGUGCUUAUAUCAACCACAAAACACUCUUGUACCUUGGCUAUGUGAUAACUGAUCAUUUACAUCCCUACAGUUGCAACCAGAUCUUAUCCUCCUCAUUUGCAUAUUCUUAAUUGGACCCCUGUUACACAGCCAGAUGCUUAUCUGAGGAUUUUGAAUCCCACCCUCUUUAAUCGUGACAGAAGUAUGAGUUGUUUUGGUGAGUCCAAAGAGCAGGUGUUACUUCUUCAGACUUAAGUUGCUGAAAAAUGUCCCAGGGAGCAAACUGAUACCCAACUCCUCACCUAUAGAGGCUGCUAGAUAAAUGCAUGGGGGCUGUGGCCUGUAUCUGUUGUGGUAAAAGGAGACAAGAGGGGGUGGGGGGUCUGGAUCUUGCAGCAGCAACAAAGGCCUUCCACCUGAACCCUGGUGUGUCUGUCACCUGGGCUUUGUGGGUCUUUUUUUAGACCACACACCUGCACGUAUACGUACAUGUACACAAAGAUCUACAGAAACUCUCCUGUAUGUGUUUCACAGCCAUAGAAACCAAGCUACAGCUUCAUGUAGGUGUACAAAGGCAUGGGAAUAAACCCAUCACACACAAAGACACACUCGAACAGGAGGAUGGUGUUACAGCGGGGAAAUGGGAGUAGCAGCCGUGAAACAGGCGCUUGUUCGGGUAACGGAGACUUCGUGGAGAGUUAGGGUUGAGAGUGUGUGAAAAGAGAAGGUGGUAUAGGUGCUGUGUAACUCAAAUACUGAGAUCAAAACAGCUUAUGGUAAAGCCCUCGAGUUCUUAACCCUCACUGAUUUAAACAUGGCGGACAUGAGAUAGAACAUUUGAGCUUUUUCAACACAAAUCUCCAACUCUAAGUAUCCCAAAUUAUUCUGGUGGCACCUUCAUUCAAAAAGACAAAGAUGUAAAAAGACCUUUAUAUAAAGUGACAGCAAAAUCUGUUAACAUGGGGUCCAUUCAGCUCUAAUAAGUUACCCAGCUACUAGCUUAAAAUACAAACACUGAGGCAAAGAAAAACUUGAUUAAAAGAUAAUCUUAUUGAUUUAAAUUGAUUUAUGUUUACAGUUUUGAAAAAAUAGUCCCAGUGAUUCGACUGCAAUGUUAUCAUUCCAUGGCGAUGGAUUCUUAUCUGCCUGUUGUGGUGGAUUGAACCUGAACCUGUCCUCAUUCAGCUCUCCUCCUUCUCUGAGCUCUGCGGCUCACACACCUUUAAAAAAUAAACAAAUGUCACAACUUUGAACCCUGCUGCUAUCAUCACCACCGCUCAUGGUUAAAGUUUCUUUGUAGAGAUUAGUAACCUAAAGUUUCUCUCACCUGCUCCGCUCCUUCAUCAUAUUGAUGGACAGGAUCCAAUAUGAAAAUGUCCAUAGUCUGCUGAUUUAGCAUGCUAACUGAAGCUAACGUUUCAGCCGCAUUGUUUUGAUGCUAACGCAAGCUAACGGUUUUACCUCAUCUUACGGUUUGUGGUGUCAACAAGCAGAAGUGUCAACAAGCAGAAGCAAAAUGUGUCUGAACUCUGUUCAGUUUGCCUCUGGCGUUCCUCAUAUUAGUGAAAGUUAAUAACCGUUGUCAAAGGGUUUUAACCAAUCAGUGUGAAGCAUCUUACACAACCGGAAGAUCAGUAAGAAAGCCGGGUCAUAAGUAAGAAUGUAGAUCACAUGCAACCAUAGACUGUAUAAAUAAUGGAGGUAGUAUCCGUGACAGCACCUGUCUGUUUCUGAAGCGCUGUUUUGAAGCCAGUCGGCGGUGGCAGCCAUAUUGGAUAUUCUGAUGUCAACCUAACUUCUGUUGAGGUAAAGAGGCGGGCUUUGAGCCUCCUCGCCAACAGCUACUCUUCCUGCCUGUCAAUCAAGUCAGCUGUGCCUCUCGUAAUGCAAAACUCGUAAUCUUAAUACCUUCGAAGUUGCUACAUUAGAAAAAAAUUCACUCCCAAUCAAGAAAUGAGCUAUCCAGACUACAUUUGUUUUUUGAACCAGGCUGUAAACAUGUUUAUUUCUGCUGUAAAGAUCUUCUCUUUUGAAUGGGUGUGUAUGUGGUUUCCGGUACUUCCGGAGCCAGCCUCAAGUGGUCACUCGAGGAACUGCAGUUUUCAACACUUCAGCAUUGGCUCCAAUUCUGCCGCUUAGAUGCAACCCUCUAAAACCCUGACACAAUGACAGUUUGUUUUUAACAUUGAACAAUGGCAUUGAUUCACUGCUCGUGUUUGAACAUCCCAAACAAACACACAUUAUCCUGCAGUCAAAUGUUUGCUUUGCUCUGCCCACAGCUUAAUUGUGUGUGAAGGUAAACACUGAGCAGCAGGUUGUUUUUCCCAAUGAAGACCUUUGCCGGGCCACGCUAAUUUAUUUAGACAAAGACAGGUCGGCUUACACACGACAGAUAUUUUCCUACAGUCACUGCGGAGUCCGGAUCAAUCUACCUUUCCUCUCUUUGAUAAAAGGAGAGAAUCAGGGAUUAAUGAAGACCUGAUGAAGGAGUCCUCUUCUAAAGAGGAUCUGUCAGAUAUUUCCCACCCUCUUAAUAACCACUUUAUCCUACACGAGGAGCAAAAGAGGGGGAAAGAUGCUUCUCCAAAUCCAGCAGACAGACUCUGAUUCUUCUCUUCCUCCGUCUCUCUUUUUAAGUGGGUCAGAAUAACAUACUCCACUUGAGGACAGUCUGGUGUUUGUUUCCAUCUGCUCAGCAUUGUUACAGAGUCCUUCUCUAGUGUGUGUGUGUGUGUGUGUUAUUCCAAGGUAAUCCCAGCUGAUUGAAUGUUAUUUCUCGCGGUGUGAGAAGUUGCCUGGUGGAGUUGUUUGAAUCAUUGGAGGGCUUUCAUUUCCUCUUCUGCUUGACGCUGCGUAUUGCAGAUUAACCCCGGGGAGCGGAGACCUUUUGAACUGGAAUAUACCUCACAGCUAUCAGGUUUCUAAAGACGACAACUUAGACGUGUACAAAAGGUCCUCUUUGGGGUUUUGGUUUGCUUUGAAUACCAAGGAUGUAUUAUUUUACAUCUAGAUAAUGCACUAAAUGUUGAGGUUAUCGCAGUAUGCCAUUUGAAAUUAGGAUAUAACUGUCUAAAAGCUGAAGUGAACUGCAAAGAAGGAGUUUGAAAGUCGCCUGUGGACUCAUUUUUUGCUAGUUGUUCAAAGUUAUAUUCAUUUAUCCCAGGGUUGCCAACUUUGAGUGUCUUGCUGGAGAGAGAUUUUUAGGGGAAGGGGCGAGGGCACUAGAGGAGCACUUCCUUUCCCUGAUACUCAAAGUUUAGGGUUAAUUUAAACAUAUUGAUGCAGAGGUAACAAAAGGGGGGUCUGGGAAUCCUCCCCCAGGACAUUUUGAGCAUCUAACACUUGAUUCCCUGCAUUCUGGUGACCAUUUGUCCUAAAAUUCAAUCAUGUAAAAGGAAAACACAAAAUUAUUGAUUCAUAAAUAACAAAAAAAAUAAUUAAAUUCCCUGAAAAAAGCUUUCAUUCUCAUAUAAUCUGAUCUGUUAUUUUUCAUGAAGUAGAUACAUUUAAUUCAGAAGUUAAAAAUAGCUGAUGUGGGCCUAGCGGUCUAAGCGCCCCACGUAUCGAGGCUAUAGUCUUCCCUCACUCUCUACUCCCCACAUUUCCUGUCUCGCUUCAGCUGUCCUGCCAAUAAAGGCGAAAAAGCCCCCAAAAAUAACUGAUCACACACUUAAAGCAACAAACACUUGUUGGGGUGUUAAACUGAACUCCCAAACAUCCAGCAGUCAGGGGCCCCAAUCAGUCAGGAAAGGGUUAACAGCGAUAGCUUAGCUAAAUUAAAGGAUGCUUUGCAACAUUUUCGUUUUCUCUACAGUCAUCCCUCUAACACAAACUCAUGAUGUUGUCCGACCUAAGACCACAAUUUGGCACAAUAGGUUUGAGGAUUCCCUGAUUUAAUUAUCCUGAUACAAAAGGUGUAUUAAUACCUUUAAGUACUGGGAAUGUUGGCUGAACUUAAAGGUGCAGUGUGUGGAAAUGGGAAUAUUAGCGCCAUCUAGCGAUUCGAUUCUCAAAUUAACCCGUCCGUUCCAAACCUUUCACAUCCCUAUGCGACGGUGGUCAUGGAGGACAGGAAGCUCUCCUGAAAAUGCCAAUUAGUUAUCUGAAGAUGUGUCUCGUUAUCGUCAGACAAAGACUAAAAGACAUUGAUCUACGCUAUACGCCGUUGAUGUAACUGUGAAACAACAUUUCUCUCAAAUAACAAAACAAUUUCAAUCAAAUACGUAUGUCCGUUCUGAGCUUCUGUAGAAACAUACUUAUAAAUAUUACAUCCCAUUUCCUCCAAAUCUGUUCUCCUAAAUGUUGCUAACUUCUACGCACUGCACCUUUAAUGCAAAAUCACAAGCCCCCCAAACAGCAAUGUCGAUUAGGAUUAAACAUCUGGCAUAUAAGAAAUAUGAAAUAACCAAAAUAAUAUCAUCAAGAGUUACAUUUAAGGGCUUCUGUUUGAUUAGCUUAAGCUACCUGUCCAGUCUAAUGGUCGUUGUGUUCAAGAGUUAGCUAAGUAAGCUAGUUACGGCUUGCUAGCUUAGUCUGGGAAUGAUGCAAAGAGAGACCCAGCUAAGUUUUAAAAGAUUCCUCCUCACAGUCUUUAUCAAACACACAAGUUGUGUUGUGGACUUGUUUUCUGUGUGUUUACCUUUCAUUAGCUACUCCAGUUCGCCAUUUACCAAACUUCCUAAGCCGUCCGUAUCGAGAUGAACCUCUGUGUGUGUGUUUAGAGUGUUUAAACACUGGGAUGAGUUUUCCUCCUGAGCUCUCUGUCAGUGUAAGCUUUCAGGACCCCGACAACGACCCGUCUGGAUUUACAGUUUCAUUGUGACAGCGGUGAUUUGUUACACACCCGACCGUCUGCCUGUGGGCCUCCGGGUCAUGACAAAUGUUCAACACAUCACGGCCUGCAAAAACCUUCAACACCAGCAGUGAUGUAUCUGUUCCAGGGUUUCCUCCUCUGCAACAGAAUGAAGAUGUUCAGCCACUGCUCUGCUGCCUGGUCUACUUGUUCAAGUUGACUCUGCACUGAUUUAUUCCUUUUUUCCUUUUCAUUGUAUUUACUUCAAAACUCCAGAUUAUUUCCUCACUUUGUCUUUUAUUUUGACCUUUUUUGUACAUGCAGUUUAUCUGAUGAUGGAAUGAAUAUUAUUCAAAGAUGAUUUUAAAGCACUUUUGCUCACCGGCUCUCACUUGUACAUCUUUAUGAAAAUGUAAAUGACUGAGUUAUAUUGAAAGAGGCUUGUAUUUUUGUUACGGCUCCGAGUUGGAGGAGAAAUAAAGAAAGAGAAAACUCAA
Molecule: messenger RNA, 8521 nt
Organism: Notolabrus celidotus (New Zealand spotty)
Lineage: Eukaryota; Metazoa; Chordata; Actinopteri; Labriformes; Labridae
Gene: cited1
Product: Cbp/p300-interacting transactivator, with Glu/Asp-rich carboxy-terminal domain, 1
Exons: 2
Coding region: 342-905 (187 amino acids)
Biological process (GO): regulation of DNA-templated transcription
Cellular component (GO): nucleus
Source: RefSeq, a predicted model, not a curated record